AUGAUAUCAGCCACAAUGAAAGCUAGUCACAUUAUCGCCGUCCUAAAUAUAUGCAAACGGGGAGAUGUGGCCUUCCUACGAAAGCUUCUUGCCUCUAACUGCAAUUUCGAAGAGGUAAAGGAUCGUAAGGGGAGAAAUGCUCUUCACUACUGCGCGGAAACUGAUGAUACAGGAUCUUCGAGUACGGCAAAAAAACCUGGAGGACGUCUAGGAUGUGCAGCACUUCUUCUGGAUUCCGAAUUCAAACUUCAAGAUCAGCCAGAUAAUGAAGGCUUUCUCCCAUUUCAUCAUGCUGUCAUUCAUGGAAAUAUUCCUCUCGCUAAACUUUUUCUUUCUCAUGGCGUUGACGUGAAUGUUCUUGUUACUCCUCCUUCUCCUGAUGAAGUCUGCCAAGAAGCCGGCAACACUGCGGGUUCUGGAAGAUCCGCUCUGCAUUUAUCUGUAAUCUAUGCUAAUUACGAAAUGUUGGAGUUUCUCCUUUCUGGUUCAUUUGAGGAUGAUAAUGACGUUAAAUAUGAGUUCUAUAUUGAUGCCAGCAUCCAGGAUGCACAAUCAGCAAUAGCUUUACACUAUGCUGUUCAAUUGCCAGAAGGAAUUUCAGCCUCCAUGAUUAAGUGUAUUGUCGAAAACUCUGAUGUGGAUAUCAACUCUACUGAUGCUCAUGGAAGAACCCCAUUAAUUUGGGCUGCUACAAUCGGAGCUUCCUUGCCAACUAGUAUUCUUUUGGAUCUUGGUGCAAAUGCUUCGAAAUCUGAACAGAGUGGACUCACAGCUCUCCAUUGUUCUGCUUCGAGAGGUCAUACCUCAACCAUCCAAGCGAUCAUUCAACACCUUGAUAAGAGUGACGUGGAUAAUGAAGGGAGAAAAGAGGUCCUAGAUGCACAGGACACGGAUGGAUGUACUCCUCUGUUUUAUUGUGUUACAAUGGGACAUCCUAGUGUGACAAAGAAGUUACUUAAGGCAGGAGCAGAUUCAAAUACUACAGAUAGUCGUGGAAGAAACCUAUUCCACUGUGCCAGUAGAACCCCGUCUGGUAGUGUCCUUCCCAUCAUAGAUCUUUUGCUAGAACACGGAGCCGAUCCUUCUAAAGUGAAUAGUGUUGGUGAUACCCCACUACAUGAAGCCUGCUCUAAUUCAAAUAAAGAGUGUGUGGAAAGAUUACUUAAAGUUACUUGUGUUGCAGAAAAUUGCAUCAAUCUUAAAAAUGAUGACAAUCAAACGCCUCUUCAAAUAUCCACUCAGCGGGCUUUAAGGGCAAAAGAGCAAGAGUUGAAUAGUGAUCACGCUAAAGACGUUGAAAUCUGUCAGCUAUUGGUUAAUGCGGGAGCUAAUGUUGGUACAGAGGAUGAAGCCGAGAGCUCACCACUUUCAAUGGUUAGAACCUGUCUAAGAACCACCCCAAAUUAUCGACCGGCUUUGGAGCUUGAACGCGUGUUUAAUAGGAACGUUAACAGCAGAAAAUGCAUCACACAGGACCAACUGACUCCUAUUCGAAGAGAUAGCUUUUCAACAACAAUUGAAACUAAGGAAAUGUCCGAUAUAUCAGCAGCAACUGAGUCGCAUGAAAAGUCUAAUAACAUGGAAGAUGUCUGUAAAAAUCGCCCACGUUUGGAGCAGUCCGACUUGAGUUCUAGUGGCAGUAUUAGUGAUACGAAGGAAAGAUACCGAAAUCACUACGAAAAUUCGCGAAAGUCAGUAAGCGAGGGGGUAGAUUUUCCUGUAAGUCAAGAAGAUUUGGUGAGUACUGUGGAAGAAUCUCUACGCCAAAAUGAGAAUGGAUCAGAAUAUUCAUCCAAAGGAACACCUUCAAGGAAGUCAAUCACUCGAUGUAGUUCAAAACAUACUUCAUCUUCAGUCGCCACACCAAUAAAUUCUCGGGCGAAUUCAGUGCUAAGCGAAAAGAGACGAACUGAAUCGCCGAUACGGCCUGUAACGAAGAGCGUUAGUCAAUCUACCAUAACCCGAAAAAAGAGUCGAUCAAGUAUUCGCUCAGCAUCUGUUCAACCUCUUGAAAAUUCACUUCCGGAAAUUCAAUCUCAAAGGUCUUCUACCUCAAGGUAUUUGGAAACGCUUUCAACUAGUUCAACGUCUACAAAACAAAGUUCGAGAAAAUCACAAUCUAAGCCUUCUAGCAGAAGGACAACCACUCCACAAGGAACGCGAACACCAAGAUCAGCAACUAAAAUGACUUUCCAGCAGUAUGAAAACGGAGAACCUUCUCGACACAGUAAUUUGGCACCGCUACAAACUCAUAGAUCUACGAAUCGCCAAACGGAAACUGGAACGAGCAAAGGAACUACUUCACUUAGUUCUUUAAGGUCUGUUCCAUUGAAGGCUCAGCACUUACCAGCGUGGACUCAGACGUCAUUUGAAGCAUCUGCAUUGUCAAAUACCAGACAUUCUCGACUAUCCCACAGUUCGGAACGUAUUAACGAAUUGGCUAAGCCAAAACGCAGGCCAAGGUCAUCUUGUGAUUUUGCUGAUAAAUCUGGCGGACUUGAUGGAAAACAAAGACUGCCGCAACCCACAAUAAGCCCGUACUUAAUGCCUGUUGCCAGAUGGCCACGAACAAUGGCGUCAAUGUUGCUGAUGGGUGAAGUGUCUCCGCUCUACUGCGCUCAAUCACUGAAUGCUGGGGGUCCAGUGAAAUCAAAGAAACGACCUACAAAAGCACAAACCGAGAGGGUCCGCUCGGCGAUGGAGGCACGUGUUCGGCUUUCAUUGGCAGAGAAGGAGCUCGUAAAACUUGCUGCCCAAUUGUUGGAUCAAUAUGACACACUUUUGAUUGAGAGACAAAAGCUUGCGAGGACAAGAACAAUGCAACAGGUGGAAGAGAAGUAUUGA
Molecule: messenger RNA, 2844 nt
Organism: Rodentolepis nana
Lineage: Eukaryota; Metazoa; Platyhelminthes; Cestoda; Cyclophyllidea; Hymenolepididae
Source: the annotation of a GenBank genome assembly